AUGUCAUCAAAAGAUAAAGAUAAAAAGAAGAAAACAGCUAAAUUGGAAAAAAAAGACACUAAGAUUUUAAGUAUUCCUGAUUUAGAUCAAUCUCAAUUGAUAGCUAGAGUAAUUAGCAGAGGAGGUGAUAAGGAAACUAAAAAUAUAGGUAUCAAUUUUAUUAGAAUCAAAGCUAAUAAUGAGGAUGAGAUGCAAACUUUCACAUAAUCUCAUUCUAAUGGAGUAGCAUAAAUGAAUGAUUUUUAGGGAAUUCAAAGUCAAUAAUAAUUCAACACUAAUUUUCUAAGAAACAACGAUUAUAAUACUAAUAAAUUCAUGUCAGACUCAACAUAUGAAGAAUAUCGUGGACAAUUAAAUAAUAGUCUUUAUUAUUAAUAGUAGACACUAUCAAUGUAAAACUAUGCCCAAUAGUAUCCCUAACAAUAUUAUCAUAUGGGAAAUUAAGACUAAAUUGAUUAUAGAUAUGAAAAAAUUAGGAAUUAGAUUAAUUUAAGUUUGUUGCCAAAGAGACAAGAAAUACUUUAUUAAAUCUAAAAGGUUAGUACUAUUAUAUGAUGAAUUAGAUAGAAAAUAGGAUUGAUGAAAUCAAAUAUCAAACCUAAUAAAUUGAAAAUAUGACUAGAGAAGAGUGUGAUUUUAUAAUUGAUAGAUUAAGAUCAGCAGAAAAUUAAAAACUUUAAAGAUUAUACCAAGAUAAAGAUGAACUUAUAAGGUAUGAAAUUGAAAUUAUAAAUUUCAAAGUAAUAUUGAAUAAAUUGAUUCUCUAUAAUCUUAUGCUUUAAAUAAUUAGGAACAGAUUCCUUAAAGUAAGAUACUUGAAAACAUUGAAAGAAUUGCUAAUUAAAGAAUCAAAACCUAAAUUGACAUUUAUUCAAAUGAUUUACCUCAAGAAUUCAUUUAAUUAAAAUAAUCAUACUAAUAAAAUAUCAUUUAAUAAUAGUUGAUAGAAUUUAAGAAUGAAGUUAUUUGGAAAUUAGUGAAUGAUUCUAAAAUAUAAAUAUAGAAAAUUUAAGCAGAUUUAGAAUAAUAAGUAUACUAAGAAUAUUAAAAAUGGUUAAAUAAUGAGGAGAAAUAUAAAUAAGAAUUAAAUAAAUAUAAAUUAAAAUGUACAUUUUGUGGAGUUAAUUUUGAUUAUAAAUAGAUUAAUACAAAUUGUCAAUCAAAUAUUUAAAAUGCAAGUAAAUUUUUUAUUUUAAAUAGAGCUUUAAUUUGAAUGUGAAGAGAUUCCUUAAGAAUAAUAUAUUGGUACUUAUAGACAUUUUUUUAGCAAAAGUAAGGAACUUUAAGAAUCAUAAAUGCAAAUCUAAAAUAAAAAAGUAUGA
Messenger RNA from Paramecium primaurelia, 1322 nucleotides. The record is from the annotation of a GenBank genome assembly. Lineage: Eukaryota; Ciliophora; Oligohymenophorea; Peniculida; Parameciidae.